Entamoeba dispar SAW760 is the source of this 495-nucleotide messenger RNA. RefSeq lists its product as uncharacterized. The transcript has 2 exons. Bases 1 to 495 code for a protein of 164 amino acids. Lineage: Eukaryota; Evosea; Mastigamoebida; Endamoebidae. The record is from RefSeq and is a predicted model, not a curated record.
AUGAAACAAGAGAUAUGGUUUUAUGGGAUGUUUAUUGUUCAAUUAACACUUGACAUUGCCUUCUUUCUGACAUGUAAAUGGGCUUGGACAUUAAAUCUUUAUCUUGACUCAUUUGCAGAUAAUUAUUUUGCAGAUCAUGUAUGUGUUUGGUAUUUUGUUAGUGUAGGAAUAGUCCUGUAUUUAGUUUCAUAUUUCCACAGUGGAAAUUUAAUUUCUAUGUAUUCAUUAUCAAUUAAACCAAGUAAAAAAGAACAAUACUUUUGUUAUAUUCAUGGACCAACACUUGGAAGAAUUUUCAUUUCAUUUGGAUGCGUUUUAUAUUAUCACUCAUCAUUUGGAUUAGCAUUAUGGGGAGGAUAUAUUGGAAUAGCAUUAAUUGCAUCUGUGAUUAUAGAAAACCAAAUUUUAUUACCACACAUUCCAUUAAUGGACUAUGGGUUAGUCUUUGGAAGAAUAAGAAUUCCAAAACCUUUAAAACAAGAACAUCUUGAUUGA